Photinus pyralis (common eastern firefly) is the source of this 5514-nucleotide messenger RNA. RefSeq names its product cAMP-regulated phosphoprotein 21 (gene enc). The record is from RefSeq and is a predicted model, not a curated record. The transcript has 15 exons. Gene Ontology annotation, molecular function: nucleic acid binding. Lineage: Eukaryota; Metazoa; Arthropoda; Insecta; Coleoptera; Lampyridae. The coding region runs from base 387 to 3788 and encodes 1133 amino acids.
CAAUCACUUUUUUUUAAUAAAACUUCUUUGCCCUAACAUUAUUGGUGUACAUUGUGCGGUUAAAUUUAGGUGUUUGUAAGGUAAUUUUUUUUAAUAAAGCAAAUUACCUACUCUCACUCGUAAUUAUCCCGAAUCUCCUAGUGCACGAAUGGGCUUGUAAAUUUUCGGUUUUUCAUUAACAAAAUUAUGUAAUUGGCAAUUAAUAUCCGAUGUGUCGAGGAGAAUGAUUUACCUAUACAGCAUUAGAGGCAACGACGUGCAGACUAUGCCAAGGGCUUCCAUUCGAUAGGAUUUUCUUACGUUUUGGUAAUACAAUUUAUUGUCUCAUGGAACACAAAUCGGAUUCGUACUAUUAUCCACAAUUAAUGGGUCAUACUUAACGAGAGAUGCAACAUAGAGAUUUAAUUACAAUGGAACUAGAAUCUGAAGGGCAAACGUCAGCCCCUCAAUCUCGAGGACGGACUAAUUCCAAACUAAAGGUCUUAGUGCGUAGUCACGCAAUGCGAGAGGAAGCAUCUCCUCCACGUGAUCCACCAGUCAUAUCUCCAUGCAUUCAACUAAUAGCGUCACCCAGUUCAUCCCCAGCCCAUUCACCUCCUCCACCUCUCACCAAACCCGUUGUAGUAUUAAGUCCUUCAAUAAGUAGGGGUAAUUCGCCAUCUCGCUCUCCCACAUCAACAUUAGUUGCUUCUCCGGUAUCUCGAUCCUCGCCGCAAAAUGUCUGUUCGUAUUUAUCCGAAAACACCGACGCUACCAAAUUUUGCACUCACCACGGAGAAUUUUUGGAAGAAGGUUGCGGUAGUAGUAGUCCGAAAAAUUACAGGCACAACGGCCAGGAGAAGGUCCACGUAUGCGAAGGUGGCCUUUCGUGUAAGGGCACCGACGAAGCUAGUCAUAGAAGAAAUAGGAAUACGUGUGAAUGCACAAAUCAAACAUGCACCAAAUGUUUGAAAAACCACGAUAGAAAUAUAAACAAUAACUUAAGUAGUAAUAUCAAUAAUAAUGUUGUCAGUAGUUCAAACACGUUAACUGUGAGUAGAGCUACCAGGGGAAAAUUGCGACAACAAAGUUCAUCACAGGGUAGCUUUGAGGGUAGUUCAUCAAAUUCACCGUGCUUAAGUAGAGAUAGCAGCUCUGAGCAGUACACUGACACCACUGGGGUAGAUCUGGAACAAUUUAUUGCAGAAACUUUGAAUCGAAAUGCGAAGGAUCGCGCUUUAAUGCUAAGAAUCGAACAGGAGCUAGUCAGUCUUGCCAAAGAUAAAAUAAAAAGUCAUUAUAAGUUUCCACCAAUGUCCAGUUAUCAACGUAUGUUAGUCCAUCGUUGCGCGGCAUACUUUGGUAUGGAUCACAAUAUCGAAUCGUCAGGGAAAUGUGUAGUGGUAAAUAAAACAAAGUGUACUAGGAUACCGGAUAUUGCAUUUAAAGAAUAUGUUAAAGAGGAUAUAGUAUUUGUGGAAGAACCGCGCAGAUCUAUACUUAAACGUGAUUCAAACAGUAUUGAAGAUUAUCAUUUCAAAUCACCCGAUAGGCAAUUUAGUUUAGAGAAUAGACGAAGCAAAAGUUUUGAGGAACGCGAGGAAGAAUACGAAAGAGCGAGGAGGCGAAUAUUUAAUCGAGAGAUGCAAGAGUUCAGCUCUGCCGAAGAAUUCGAGUGGUCAGAAAUUCCUUGGUCUAGUACAGAGAGUGACUGCUCGUCUCGAUUUCGACUGCUUCACACUGACAAAUCUGCCCCACGUUUGUUAAAAGUGCAGUCUGUUGAAACAAGUAGCGAUAUGCCACGUCCAUGCGUCGCUAAAAGUUACAGCUUUGGUGGAUAUGGUGGCGUUUCGGUGCUAACUAGAGGUGAUAGUGUUCUGUCGACGCACAGCGCUGGACCGAGAUUGCUUACAAAACAAGAUUCUGGAGCAAGUACUGUCUCUUGGCGUUUAAGUCCUUCAAGUUCUGGUUACAAAUCUCAAUCUCAAAUUUCGGAAUCUGUCACUCCAUCACCUACGUCCACACCAAAUCUUCCUGGAGACAGGCAGGAUUCAACUAAUAGCAACUCGAGUGCCGGCACAAAUGAAUUACUGACACCUAUCACCGAAAAGGGCCUUAAUGAAUCACAGCUGGUAUGGGCCGUUACAGACAUCCACAAUGUUCCAAAAGGCAGCAUUAUAAUAAAUCCUCAGACUGGGAAACCUGUGAAAAAUGUGGACGGAUCGAUUUACCAUUACGAUCCCCAAGAUCCACCUCCAGGUUUCCACGCAAACGGAGGAAGCUCAAGACCACCACAAUCACCGCACAAAACGUCACUGCCUCAAAAGUGUUCUAAGGAGUGUGUUACAUCACCUAAGAAACAAAGGUCAAGAUCCUCUCCUUCGCUUAAUAAAAAAAUCAAUGUAACCAAUAGCGCAACAAGCCCUAGUCUACCAUUUACCCCACCUUUGCAACACAGCAGAAGUAUGCAAUUGUCGUCAUCAAGCGAAAGUGUGCCUAACGUUCCGGUUCAACAAUAUCCUAUGUAUGGUAACAACUAUGCAAGUAUGCCUUCCACGGACUCCUCGCUACAAGUUUAUCAGCCGCCAUAUAUAGUCUACGCUUCAUACGGUGUUCCUGUACCUGCACAAUACGAUGGUCGCAUCGAUCCUCCGCAAAUGCCUGAAGUGUCUGGGGGCUAUUUCAUAACUGAUUCUGGGAAUUCGGCACCACAGUCCUUGUCAUACCCAUCCGCUUCUCCAUAUUGGCAUCAGCAAUCUGUAGUAUAUCCAAAUCCUCAGCAAUCUAACCAACCUCCACCACCUCAAAGAUUUGCUGUCCCCACCCACGCCCAACCCGGUUCUUAUUUACCUCCAAGCUUUUCUUCGGGCUACUGUCCUCCUCAACCUCCUCCGCUUCCCCCUCAAAAUCCUCAGAAUUCCGAAUUAGUACCCAUUUACUCUCACCAGCCGGUUCAAGUGGUAUAUUCCACACAACAACCGACCCCACCGAACCAAAUCGUUUAUCCAAGUCACAGCAUUAUGUACACCCAAUCCCCGGUUUAUUCCAACAUGAUGGUCCCAGUUCAGAGCGCCCCUUACCCGCAAAAUCCCCCGACACCAAGCAACUCCUCCACAGUUUACCCCGGACAGAUGCAUGAUCAGUGUAUUUCUUCGCAACAAAAUUUUAAUCAACUAACGCAUAGUAUUAAUCAGUUAAGCAUCGGUCAGCACAAUUCGAAUCAAAACAUGCCAAUGUCGCCGCACAUGAAUCAGGCAUCGUUCGACAUUAGAAAUAUGAAAAGUUGUGCACUUAAGGGCAAUAAAUUUAGCACUCCCAAGAAUUUCGUUUCAUGUUCAAGUCAAAGCAGUACUGGAACCAGUUCGCCCGCAACUACGGUCGUCGCCGGCUACUGCAGCAAUCCUACCACUGCCUCGUACCGAACGCCUCCCGAGACACCUCCCACGCAAAAUGCUGCUUUUGGAUAUGGUCCAAACUUUAUGCCACCUAUGGUUCUCAGACAGAUGAGUAAUGUCCGUGCUAGUCCACCUAUAAACAGAAGUAGUAGAUCUCCAACUCCGGCUAGUGAUAUUUCGCAUAUGGAUCGUCAAAGAUUUUCGUUACCUCCUUCAAUGUACCAAGGGAUGCCGCCUUACGUUAUACAAAAUGAUAAUAGAAUGAUACAAGCUCGAGGCCCACCAGUCGCUUGCAGACAGCAGGCUCCGAUACGACCUCAAAAUUUAGGCCAUCACACUGGCGAAAAUAAAACCCAUAAAAAUAGAAAGUCAAGGGGAAAUAAAAUGUCGGGUCUCCCUCCAAGCGGCAAGUAGGAUUCGAGAAAGUAUAAUUUUUGAGUUAUACAACGAUCUGUAUAAUUGAUAUUGUAAAUAAUGUUAAAAUCACUCGCAAGGUAAGAGGUUCCUUUAAUUUUUAGUUAUGUAAAAAUUUGGAAACGCAAAUAACAUAAUAAAUUAUCUGCCGGUAUUUAUUUGUUACAAUCUACUGUUAAUUAUUUUUAGAUUGUUUAUGCAUCUGAAUUAUAUCAAAGGCUCUACUUACAAUACAAUUUAUCAAUCUUUGUGACCAAAAGUCUAAAUAAUAAAAUGGUGAACUCUGAACUUCUUGAAAAAAGGGAUGAUAGUUUUUGAUGUCGCAGCAUACUACACGAAAUUAGUGUUUAUUACAUAGGUACGUCAAUAUAACUUCAAUUUUUUUCAAAAUACAGGAUGUUCCCUGCAUCUCUCUAUAUAUCAAUUUUUAAAACAUGAAAAUAAGUAUGUAUGGAACACAUCAGUUUAACUACAUUUUCAAGUUAUACCUUCUAAAAAAUUAGUUUUUAGUAAUGGGGGUCAUGUGAUGCAUCAUUUGAAAGCUUAUUCAAUUAUCUAAACAGGAGUUUGGUGAUAUUUAAAUUUUGUAGGAGCACGAUCACCCCAUCUGAGAGGAGUCCUCAUGAUUUCUUAGAAGGGUUCAGUUGAGAGAGUUCAUUGUGUUAAUUAUGGUUUGAAGAUCGCCUAUUUUAAUUUUGGUCAAAUGAACAUAAAAGGUUUGCCUUUGAUAUAAUUAUGUAUGUUCCAUUUUUUAAGCGAUGUAGAAUUGUAAACGCUAGCAUUUUAAAUUUGCUCAAAAUGGUUAUGUUUAUAAAUGUUAUAUAAAAUUCCGCACAAAUUUUAGUGACUACUUUUUAUACCGUCUGUAUACAAUUUUUAUAAAAAAAAGACGCUUUUUUAAUUUAUUGGAACGUUACGGAUAAUUUUAACCACAGAUUAGGAGAAUGGGGACAGUUUCAACAGAUUUUGGACCUUUGACAAAAGACAAUCUGAAGUGUAUUUGAAGGAGUUUACCAAUAAAAGGGUCCAUUUUUUUGGAUGUACACAUUUUGUUAAGCAAAACAAAAUAUGUUGAUCUAAAAGAAAAAAAAACUAUUAUUAAGAUGUUCUUAUGUGAUUAUGAUGGCAGUUUUACUGUAGUUUUGAAAUUACGUAAGUCUAAAAUGGCGUUAAUAAUUCUAAAUUUUAUCAAAUAAAUGUUUUGACUUAUGAUUUAUUUUACUGUGUGGAUGGAUAAAUUUAUCUGUUUAAGCAAAAUAAUGACUGUGUACCUCACCGUCUGUUAACAAUUCCCUCCAUUUCUGGAAAAUAUGUUGCGUAUCAAGAUUUUACAUGUAACACUUAAUUUUUCUAGAUUUUGGUGUCAAUUAAAAAAACUAGUUGUGAAUAUGUAAAAUCUUCAAAAAUGUUACUACAUGAGUGUACUUAUUCCUUUCUUAUUGGAAGUCUGAUAUUAUAAUAAAUGAAACUGAACGGUGCCAUAAUUGUAAACGUAAUUAGUCGAGAUACUUAGGUAGGGAUUAUAAAAAAAGUCUACCAGAUUUCCAAUAAAUUAUUUUCCUGAGCAAUUAAAAGAUGGAAUAUUUUAAAAAUAGUAUUAAUGUGUAGAAACAAAUAAAUAGCUAUUGUUAUUAUUCUUUCCAUAUACUUCAAAUAGAUUUCUUUCACUAAUAUCUGUACUUCAAUAUUUUUCUGUUCAGAUGUGCCUCAAACACUUGUAAAAAUG